AUGGGAACGAAUGGUGAAGCAAGUGUGGAAGCAUAUGCUGAACCAUCGGGUCCCUAUUUCCCUGGCCAGUCACUCAUCAUGCACUGCAAAGUCACUGGAGAUACAACUAAAUUCUGCACCUGGAGACCCCCAAUUGGAUUUAGCUUCGUGCCGGGUUCAUUCCCUAACUUUUAUGAAAGCGUGAGCAGCGGUAGUACGGAAGAGUGCACUUUCAGAAUCAAGAGUGCCAGUGACUUCGAGAGUGGGAAAUGGGCUUGCAUCCCCUUUUUGAGUGGUGGCGAUUCGAAAAGUGACCGUAUUGAUAUUCUUGUAGCACGACCGCCGGAAUCUAUUGAGGUGUCUGAAGUCCGAAAGGAUGCUUACCACGAAAUCCUUCAGGCUCAAAAUGCAGUCAACUUCACUUGUGAGGUGAAAGGCAUUCGCCCUGAAGUCGAGAGCAUACAAUGGUACAUUGUGAGGGAAGAUGGGAGUGAAGAACAUUUGACGCCGUCUCACCCAGAGCUCCUCCACACCAAAACCUUUGUCCCAGCUGACUUUACCUCUUACCCAGGAAUGCAAAAUCAAGGAGUGCAGCAGAUGAUGGUCUAUAAUGUAAAUGCCACCUUGAGUCAUGUCUUCUCUCCUCUGGACAAUGGGAGAAAGUUGGUUUGCCGUGUGAUUCACAUGCUGCUUCAUCCUGCCAAUAAUUCUGCAUCUGCUAAAUUGGAAGUACAAUAUGUCCCUGUGGUGCAUAUGGAUGACUGGAAGACGAAGAACUUCGACCCCCAUGGAAAUAAGUUUUAUCUACCACCAGGCAGAAAAGGAGAGAUCACUGUCUAUUUUCUGGCCAAUCCACCUAUCUCUGCUCCACAAAGGGAGGUUCAGUGGAUCAUUCGCAAUGACAUUACCUUGAAUAGUGGGCAAGAAGAGGGGAAGGUCAAGGCUGGUCCUGUCGCUCAUGUCCCGGAUCAUGGCUUGGAAACUUAA
Darwinula stevensoni is the source of this 966-nucleotide messenger RNA. Lineage: Eukaryota; Metazoa; Arthropoda; Ostracoda; Podocopida; Darwinulidae. The record is from the annotation of a GenBank genome assembly.